ACUUUCCCAUUUAGCAAAUCUUUGUUUACAGUCCGGGGUUGGACAUAUUUACGUUCUCAUUGUGAAGUGUUGUCGCACUUGUCGGGAGUCACAGUGGAUAACGUGGAUGGACUGUUCCUGACUGCGGUGAUCUGUGCUUCUACAUGUAGGUUUGACCCCUGGUGAAUCGGGACCAAGAGCAGAGGGGGAAUCCUUCAGAAUUCAGCCCAUUUUUUAAAGGGAAAAGUCAGCAUCACAGAGUCUGGUAGUGGCAGUCAACCAUGGCUGAGUACAAGUCUGCCAAGGAGAAGAAGUCCAACACCUUGGGCUGUCUGAAGAUUCUACUCCUUAUCUUCAACUUCCUGUUCUGGUGUUCUGGUGCAGCAGUCCUGUGGCUGGGCAUCUGGAUCCUACAGACAAAGACGAAGUACGUUGCCCUGCUGAACUCGGCCACAUACCCAGCCUGUGCCUGGAUCCUCAUCAUCGCAGGGGUCAUCAUCUGUAUCGUGGGCUUCGUGGGCUGCUGUGGAGCCAUCAGGGAGAACAAGACUUGCCUUAUUGUGUAUUUUGUCUUCCUCCUGAUAGUCUUCCUACUGGAGAUCAUCGCUGGUAUCCUGGCAUAUGUCUACCAAGACCAGUGGCUGCGGGGAGAGCUGAAGGGUGGACUGAACUCCACCAUGAUCAUGCAGUACAAGGCCAAGGGGUCAGAGGGCAUCACCCGGGCAACUGACAUACUACAACAGGAUUUCCGGUGCUGUGGAGUGUUAAACUGGCGGGACUGGAAGGCGAACAGUCCGUCCUUCAAGACAGGGCCGGCCAGGAACAUGACAGCACCAAACAGCUGCUGUAUAUCACCCUCAGACGGCUGUGCUGCCAGGGACCACCCCUCCAACAUCUACCACGUGGGCUGCCUGGAUGCCAUAGAGUCGUACAUCAGGACAUACCUGUUCAUCAUCGGAGCUGUGGGCAUCAGCAUGGCCUGUCUCAUGAUCUUGGGUCUGUUCUGCACUCUGUGUUUCUUCCACCUGGUGGACGAGUACCAGGAGUUAGACAAGGAAGUCCACUGAGCUUCACCGCUCUCUAUCGCCCCCUGUUUAUUGGGAUGAUCCUGACCUGCUGUCUGCACUCAGCCAUCAGGAGGAGUGAGAGUUAGGCUGGUCCUCCUGACAAGUCGUCUUCACAUGGCACAUUGUCUACUACUUAUGUCAAGGUUUAGUUACUAAGAGAUGCACUAGCUAAUCAUGGCAUUACAUGAUUCCUAUGAUGCAACAAAAACUUUUAAACCAAAAAAUUUUGUUUAAAGACAUGAAGCAACUAUAGCUAGCAACAGCAAUUUUUACUUACAAGUAAAAUUCAAUGCUUAGUAGUUUUAACAAUCAAAACUUUAUCAAGAAAAACCACAGAACUAACAGUGGUUGUAGAUACCUUUGACAUAGGAAAUAUUUCAAUACCAGUUGGUAUGAAGCUGUUUUAAGCAAUUUUACUGAAGGAAGUUGUUGACAAUGUGCAUUCAUGUAACUACAAAUGGUAUCAAAACUUUAACUUUUGUAUUUGCAGAUACAGUCUACUUAACAUGUAGUUGAUUUGGUAGCACAAGAUGAAGUUUACGUAGUAACUGGUAUUGGAGAAAAUACCGUACAAAUGACAAACCAACUUUUAACCUCAACUUGAAAUAUGAGGGCUUUUUUAUACAAAGUGACAAAUUUUCUAAAAAUACUGCCAGUAUUUCAGGAUGGAAAGGCAUGUAACAAACAAGAAAAGCUGAAGUCUUGCCACAAAUGCAGAUGUUAUUUUCUUGCCUUCAACGAGAAAAUAACUUUCACAUAACGUCACAAACAACUUCUAUUUGCAAUGUUUUCUAAGACAGUGUGAAGUAUUUAAUGCAAACUAUUUAUAAUAGUUUUAAGCUUUUGGAGCUGAUGAUAGCAAUAUGCAAUUUUGCAGUAGGGGUGGAGGUUACGUCAUAUUUGUUGUGGGGAGCAUGGUAGACGACAGUUUGUAUAUCAGAUAUCUUUUAUUAAUAUUGUUCACACAGAUUUAGGAAUUCGAGUUUGUCAUAGGGUUUUGUGCAAGGUUUAAAUUGCAAUUAUAGCAGUGCAGUACCAUGUAUUAUAAUUUAUAUAUAGUUGAGAAGCAGGAUAUUUUUUUUUUUUGCAAUUGUUACAUGCACUUAUGUUGCGUGGUCUAGAAACUUGAUAUGAAUAAUACUAUUGCGUGGCGUCAUAAUAAGGAAUCAAACAUACCAUAAAGUAGGGUAAAAAUGCUUUUUUGGAUGGC
Molecule: messenger RNA, 2256 nt
Organism: Branchiostoma belcheri (Belcher's lancelet)
Lineage: Eukaryota; Metazoa; Chordata; Leptocardii; Amphioxiformes; Branchiostomatidae
Product: CD151 antigen-like
Exons: 11
Coding region: 261-1046 (261 amino acids)
Cellular component (GO): membrane
Source: RefSeq, a predicted model, not a curated record